AUGUCUCCGGCUUAUCGCAAUCCAAUCGGUGUCGUGUCACUUUGGCUAGGCUUCAUUUUGAUGCUUCUGUCAUGCGUGAAAGCAUACGAAAAAAUAUCAGAUGAGACGCUUAAUCGCCUUUCCCGGCCCAACAACGACUUCGAUAUCCACAAUGGUGCUCUGUUGUCACCUAUACUAAGGACCCGCGUUCCUGGCACCCCCGGCUCCACCGCAGUGCUCAAUCAUUUCGCUGAUUUUUUUCGAACCACAUUACCAAAUUGGACAGUCGAGGUCCAAAACUCUACGGCUAAGACGCCUGUGUCAAAAGGGAAGGAGAUCCCAUUCCGAAACUUCAUCGCUACUCGUGAUCCUCCUUGGGCUCCGGUUGGUGACGUUAGCCGCUUGACACUUGUCGCUCAUUAUGACAGCAAGCUAGAGCCGGAAGGCUUCAUUGGAGGCAUUGACAGUGCUGCGCCAUGUGCGAUGAUCAUGCAUGCGAUGCGCAGCGUCGACGCUGCGCUGGAGAAGAAGUGGUCUGCAUUGGAGAAGCAGGGAUUACAUGAAUAUCUCGACGAGGUGCAGGGUCUUCAGGUCAUUUUCUUGGAUGGCGAAGAAGCGUUUCAAGAGUGGACUGACACUGAUUCUCUCUACGGAGCUCGUGCCCUUGCUACGCAUUGGGAUGACCAAGUCUAUCCCGCGAUGUCAGAAUUCAAAACACCGUUGUCAUCGAUAUCUCUUUUCGUUCUUUUAGAUCUGUUGGGUGCGAAAUCUCCGUCGAUCCAAUCUUACUAUGAGACGACCCACUGGGCUUAUAAGAACUUGGGCGCACUGGAAGGGCGGUUCAAGUCCUUAAAGCAAUUCAAAUCUGCGUCGGCUGAUCGGUGGUUUAUCGACGCCGCGAAGGAUGAGCGCAACCUCAAAAGCUUUGGGGGUAUCCAGGAUGAUCAUCUUCCGUUCUUAGCAAAGGGAGUCGAAGUCCUUCAUCUCAUUGACUAUGCCCCCUUCAAGGGAUUUCCUUCUGUGUGGCAUACACUCGAUGACGACGGCGAACAUCUGGACAUGGAUACCGUCGAGGACUGGAGUAUGCUCAUCACUGCCUUUGUUGCGGAGUGGAUGGAGUUGGAGGGCUACUUCGAUCAACCACCUGCUGUCGGUGUACGCAGUGACGAAGAUUCCGACGAGUCAGAAGCGAUUCGCUUAAACAAGAAGACUGAGUUGUAA
Messenger RNA from Penicillium bovifimosum, 1200 nucleotides. RefSeq names its product glutaminyl-peptide cyclotransferase family protein. Bases 1 to 1200 code for a protein of 399 amino acids. Gene Ontology annotation, molecular function: glutaminyl-peptide cyclotransferase activity; zinc ion binding. The record is from RefSeq and is a predicted model, not a curated record. Lineage: Eukaryota; Fungi; Ascomycota; Eurotiomycetes; Eurotiales; Aspergillaceae. The transcript has a single exon.